AUGUGUGCUAAGGCACCUGCUGGCCAGGAGCUGGGAUUUGCUCAGGACCCUGGGGGACAGGCUGACCACACUCCCCAACAGGCUGGCAAUGGACGGGCACAGACUGGCCACAUUCGGGGACCUGCUCAAGAUGAGUGGGCACGGGCUGGUGAUGCCUCCAGGACAGGCUGGCGACACUCCAGGACUCACCAUAAGUGGGGACAGGCUCGCCAUGUUCUGGGACCUGCUUGCCACGUUCCAGGACCUGCUAGCGAUGGGCGGGAGUGGGAGCAGGGACAGGCUCACCAUGCUCUGGGAUGGGCUCACCAGGCACCUGCUGAUAAGAGGGCUACUAGUAGGGAGACUUACAAUGACUGUAACGGAAACCUCCCACUGAGAGGAGCUCCCAUGAACAGGGAGGACAAUGUGAGCUGUGACCCAUUUGGCCAAAGCAAGGAGGGGGUGUUCGGCCAGUCUGUUGGGAAAGUUUGGAAUCCAACCAAGGCACUGGCCUGGAAGGCUGAGCUGUCUGGGUGCUCUUUGACCUUGAACCCCAACUCAAGCAUUGUUUGGGUUCAGCUCAGGGAACUAGAGCCCCAUUAA
Messenger RNA from Fomitopsis serialis, 582 nucleotides. RefSeq lists its product as uncharacterized. Lineage: Eukaryota; Fungi; Basidiomycota; Agaricomycetes; Polyporales; Fomitopsidaceae. The transcript has 2 exons. The coding region runs from base 1 to 582 and encodes 193 amino acids. The record is from RefSeq and is a predicted model, not a curated record.